This is a messenger RNA of Drosophila mojavensis, 4129 nucleotides long. RefSeq lists its product as uncharacterized. Gene Ontology annotation, biological process: transmembrane transport; monocarboxylic acid transport. Gene Ontology annotation, molecular function: monocarboxylic acid transmembrane transporter activity. Lineage: Eukaryota; Metazoa; Arthropoda; Insecta; Diptera; Drosophilidae. The record is from RefSeq and is a predicted model, not a curated record. Bases 283 to 2223 code for a protein of 646 amino acids. The transcript is spliced from 5 exons.
UUCGUUCCAAAUUCAAUUUGUAUAAUUUUGCGCGUUUUCGGCUUUAAACUUAAUGUUUAUUAUAAUUCCGUUAAAACGUGCCUUGUAACUUAAUAUACAUAUAUUUUUUGAGAUACCGUCGAUGCACUUACUAUAUAGACGAAGGACGGGCACAACAACAAAAGAAAUUGCACACCUGAUACACCCAAAGGCAGUGAAAAGAAUAUAAAAGAAAGACAACAACAAAGACAAGAGAAAUCAGUCAAGCAACUAACAACAACAACAACAACAACUACAGCAACAAUGACAACAAAACCACCAAGAAAAGUAGCACCCGAUGGCGGCUGGGGCUGGGUUGCCUGUUUCGGCGUCAGUUUGGUCAACUUGGCGACUCGCUCGAUUGAGCCGUCCUUUGGCCUGCUGUUUGGGGACACGCUGCGCGAUCUCAAUGUGGGCACCACUGGAGCCGCCGUCAUUAUCAGCACGAUGGACGUGUGCAUGAACUUCUCGGGCCUGUUUGUGGGGCCGCUGCUGAAGGAGUUCUCCUACCGCAAGGUGGCCAUAGCUGGCUCCCUGCUGUGCGGCCUGGGCCUGGCCCUGACCUCGCCGGCAACGACAAUGGCGCACAUACUGAGCACGUACAGUGUGAUCAACGGCAUCGGCGUCGGGCUGUCCACGUCGGCGGCGUUUGUGGCACUCAAUCACUACUUCAAGCAUAAGCGCGGCCAGGCGGUGGGCCUCUCCAUGGCGGGCACGGCGAUGGGCAUGCUGAUAAUGCCGCAACUGGUGCGAAUCCUGCUGGAAGCGUAUGGUUUUCGUGGUGCGGUCCUCUUGCUGUCGGGCGUGGCGCUGAACGCAAUUGUCGGCUCGGUGCUGCUGCAGCCCGUCAAGUGGCACAUGAAGGAGGAGUUCGAUGACGAGGAAUUGAUGUGCAUCUCGGCGCUGCCGACGCCGCAGCCGCAGCUGACGGCCGGCACUGGCGCAGCAGCGAAUCCGGCGCCCACCUUCAAUGUGAUCAAAGAGGAUGGCAACGAGGAGGAUGCGCUGCCAGAGCUGAAUACGCUGCUCUUCAACAAGCAUCACCAUCAGCACGGCCAUCCUUCGAUGCGCAAGAACUACUCGGAAAUGGCCAUGAACACGAUGAACGGCUCCAGACUGGGCCUGACCAAGCGGCCGACCUUUCCGCGCAUCAUGUCUCUGGCUGGUGUGCAGUCCGCGGACGUGGGCAGCGGCAGCGGCGGCUAUCCCUCACAGGCGGAGAUCAAUACGACGCAGCUGCGCUGCCGCAAGGCGUCCGUCACCUCGAAUCUGUCCUACAUGGACUUCACCGGCUCCAUACUCCAGGUGCAUCUGAAUACCGGCGACGAUGAGUUCGAGCGCAAUGAUCUGGAGCUGCGACGCGUUGGCACCGCCACCGGCAGCAUCCUGGGCGGACAUCGUGACAGCUUCAUCAAAAUGAAACCCACCGAACUGGAGAAACAGCAGACCGAACUCGCCGACGAGGAGGCCAAGAAGAACGCCAAGAAGCCGGGCUUCUGGCGUCGUUUCGCCGAUCUGCUCGACAUUGCCAUGCUCAAGGACAAGAUGUUUCUUAAUCUGCUGUUCGGCCUGUCCAUCUUCUACGUGGCCGAGAUGAACUUUAAAAUGGUGACGCCCUUCUUCUUUGCCAACUUGGGCUACUCCAAGGCGGAUGUGGCCUACUGUCUAUCGAUAACAGCCAUCACGGACAUCGCAGCGCGUAUCGUACUGCCGCCCAUCUUCGACAGGACCACGAUCAGGAAACGCACCAUUUUCCUGAUCUCGAUCAUCUUUGUGGCCAUCACGCGCUCCAUUAUGGCAGAGCAAACGGAUUGGACACAGCUCAUGGUCUGGCUAUCGAUUUGCGGCUUUUUCCGUGGCUCGGCGCUGAGCAACUUCACGCUGACCGUCUCCGAGUAUUGUUCGCUGGAAAAGCUGCCCUCGGCCUUUGGCUGGCAUCUGGUGGGCAAGGCGUUGUUUGUCAUCAGCUUCGGGCCACUGAUUGGUUUGAUUCGUGAUCUUACCGAGAGCUACCCCAUUUGCAUUCACGCGCAGAGCGUUUGCAUUAUGAUCUGCGCCGUCGCCUGGGGCAUUGAGUAUUUGGUGGAGUUUAUCCAGUCGCGUCGUCGCACCGCCGAUGUGGCACAGGAGGGCGCAGCUGAAGCAAGCGGAGCAGCUGGCACAGCGUCAGCGACAGCGCCAGCCGGCCAGGAUGUCAAGCUGUAAUAUGAAGGCCAAAGAUCAAGAGAGAAUUAACAGAGAUGCAGAAUAAAAACAGCAACAAAAUAAGAAAAACUCAUCAAAUGCAAACUACUUAAUACUUAAUUAACAUAUACAUAGAUACUUAAUAAAAGUACGUCUUUGCGGGCUAUUUACAGAGAGUGUUAGCUGACCUAACUAAAUAGCCCAGGAAAAAAAGUAAUAAUAAUAAUUAAUACAUAAUAAUAAUAUAGCAAUUGCACUGUGUAACCCUCUCCUCUAACUGUAUUAAACUCUCAUUUGCCAGUCUACUAUAUAUAUAUACAUAAAUAUAUAUGUGUGUAAAGUUCGUUCCACUUGAGAUCUGUUAGUGGAACGAGCUUUAACAUCAUUCAUACCUAUUAGUCUCUAUUAUUAUUUUAUCAACUCUUUUUUUUUUUUUUUUUUUUUUACUUAUUGUAUGAACUUGUAUGUGAUAGUUCAAAGAUAGCUUGUAAGUUAGAACGUAAAGCGAGCAUAUUUUACAAUGUACACAAAAAUAUAGCUGUACAAUAUUAAUAUGAACAAAAGGCAUUAAAAAACAACAAAACAACGACAACAAAUCAAACAAACAAUAAAUGAAAAACUGGCUUUAAAAUUGAUAUACAAAUAUACAUGUUUAUAUAUACUUUUGAAACGACCACGGAACACACCAACAUGAGCUACCUAAAAAUAUAUCUAUAUGAAAUCAUAUAUAUACAUAUAAAUAUAUACCUUACCUAACUAUAGGAAAGAGCUAAAAACACACUUAAACUGGAAAUGGAAUUGUUUUACCAAUUUACACCUGAUUCAUAUGCCUAUUUAUAGAAACAUUUACAAACAUAUACACGAACCAGAAGCCAAGUUAAAUGAACUGAGUUAACAAAAUAAAGUUAUAUUGAAACAGGAUUUAUACAUAUACACCUAAACACACUUCUCCCAGACAAAUUUGCUGGCAGCUGUGAAGGUUAACUAAACUUGAAAAUGCCAAUGAUAGAUAAAGAGAGAGAAAAGAGAAGGCAAGUGGGAGAGUUAGUUAGUGAGACAGAGAGAUGGAUAGAACAAGGUACUGACGAAUGGAGAUGGAGAUAUAGAGAGAAGGAAAUAAAGGCAGGGAAGAGAUAGUUACAGAAAUGUAUUUUAGAAGAAAUAUACAACUAUACAGAGACAGAGAGAAUGAAAGAAAUUUAGGGAGAGAUAUAUGUAAAUUUUAUAUAAUAAAAGUAGAAAUCGGAGAUACACAUAGAGAGAGGGAGAGGAAGGGACAUAAAAUCAGAAAUAUAAUUGCAGAUACAGAAAGACAAAAAGAAACAAGGAUAUAUGUAUAGAGAGAGAGAGAGAGAGAAAGUAGAGAAAGAGAGAGAGAAACAUAUAAACAGAGAAAGACAGUACACUAUAGACAAAGAGAGAUAUACUUAUAAAGAAAUAAAAAAUUGAAGAGCUAAAUUACUAGAGGGAGAACGAAAGGGGUAUUAAAGAAUAGAGAAAUUAUACAAGAGAUAGAGGGGGCGACAAGGGAGAGAAAAAGUGGGCGUAACCAUCAUCUUUCGGAGUGCAGCCCAACCGAGUUACAAUGAGAUAGACAACGGAUACAGUGAGAUAGAAGAGAAAGAUGGAAAGAGAUAAUGUCAUACAAUAUAAAUAUUAAAUUGAAUGAAAAUAACCCACCAGAAGCAAGCAACAAAAUGUUAACUACAAAUAUAUGCAUCUGCAUUAGGUUCUCCAUUUAGCCAAUAAAAUGCCAGACAACUAACAUGCAACACGCUAAGUACACCUACACAGGUGUGUAUGUGUAUAGCUGUGCCUAAACAAAAGCUUUGCUGGACAUGAAAUAAUGCCUUAUUGUAAGAUAUAUAAAAAUCGAGAAAAACAAUGACAAGAGAAAUGAUAAAAGAAUAAUCAUAAAAGAACAACG